UCAUUAAUAUGAUUACUCUCCAUUUUAGUGUCCAGAAUGCGCCAUCGGUGGAAUCUAUGGGGUGUUGACCAGGAGGCGUGGUCAUGUGUUUGAAGAGUACAGAGUCAUGGGAACACCGAUGUAUAUCGUGAAGGCCUACUUGCCUGUCAAUGAGUCAUUUGGUUUCACAGCUGACCUGCGCUCCAACACUGGUGGUCAGGCCUUCCCGCAGUGUGUAUUUGACCACUGGCAGAUCCUCCCAGGAGACCCAUUAGAUGCUGCAACCAAGCCUGGUAUAGUCGUCACUGAAACACGCAAGCGCAAAGGGCUCAAAGAAGGUGUCCCUGCUUUGGAUAACUACCUGGACAAGUUGUAAAAGGACACUGCUUGGAUCGUGCCUCAUUUCACUUACCAACACAUCUGGCUUACAUUGUGAGGCAUAACUGUACAGAACAGUGAACAUGUUUACCUAAAGGAU
Molecule: messenger RNA, 457 nt
Organism: Thalassophryne amazonica
Lineage: Eukaryota; Metazoa; Chordata; Actinopteri; Batrachoidiformes; Batrachoididae
Product: elongation factor 2-like
Exons: 2
Coding region: 107-355 (82 amino acids)
Biological process (GO): translational elongation
Cellular component (GO): ribonucleoprotein complex; cytosol
Molecular function (GO): ribosome binding; GTPase activity; translation elongation factor activity
Source: RefSeq, a predicted model, not a curated record